Messenger RNA from Helobdella robusta, 483 nucleotides. RefSeq lists its product as hypothetical. The record is from RefSeq and is a predicted model, not a curated record. Bases 1 to 483 code for a protein of 160 amino acids. Gene Ontology annotation, molecular function: enzyme regulator activity; calcium ion binding. The transcript is spliced from 3 exons. Lineage: Eukaryota; Metazoa; Annelida; Clitellata; Rhynchobdellida; Glossiphoniidae.
AUGUUACAACUUCCUUCCGUUAGUGACCAUCUAAGCUCCAAAAAUAUAGAAGAACUGAAAGAGGUAUUUCAAUUAUUCGACACCGACAAGGAUGGCUCGAUCACAUCCAGAGAGCUGAAGACCGUUUUGAACGCCCUAAGGAUCGAUACGACGGAUCAGGAGACAAAAGACAUGAUAAGUUCGAUAGACCUGGACGGUGAUGGUACAGUAGAUUUCGACGAGUUCUUACGUAUGAUGUCUGGAGCAUAUUCAGGAAAGUCAGAAGAUCAAAGUAACCUCGAAAAAGCCGAACAGGAAGAAUUAAGACACGCAUUUCAAGUAUUCGAUAUAGAUGGAAACGGUUACAUUGAUGCGAGAGAACUUAAAAUAACAAUGAGCAAACUCGGUGAGAAUUUGUCUGAUCGAGAAGUGAAGCGAAUGAUGAAGAUGGCUGACAGAAAUAACGACGGAAAGAUAGACUACGAAGGUAUCAUUAGUUUGUAA